AUGGAUUUUGGACAAGAAGAAGAGCAUGUGGAAAGCGAAAAGAUUCGGUGGGUUCAAUCAAUUUUUUCUCCAAAAAUUCAGAUUUUCAGCAUUUUUUGAAAAUAAAUUUGCCAUUAUUUUUUAGCCCAUUUGGUUGUGCUUGUGAUCGAUGUGAAAUUGAACUGGUGUGGAAUCUUAAAAAGAUUCGAGUGACUUCACCGCAAGUAUCGGCUGGAAUCCAUCGCGCCACGCGAAAAUCGAUGCGAAUGGAAGAAUUUCAAUUGUAUUUAUUCGCAUCGGAGGCGAAAAACUAGAACAUCUGAUAAAGUUGCGGCAAUCAAAGACUUCCAUGAAUGCCCGAAUCUGCUGAAUUAUCUUGAGCAGUUCCCAAGUUGGCUCAAGGCCAUUCAAAAUGUUCGAGAAGAAUUGGAGUUGGCUUAUGAAAACGCGAAAAUGGUGAGUUUUGAAAAUUUUUAAGUCAAAAUUUUUUUUGAAAAUCUACCAUGAGCAAUGCCGAAGAAAAUUUGGCCUAUAACUUUGCUUCCAAAUUCAAAAUCGAUCCUUUUACAGAUCCAUUUCUCAAUCAAAAAUUGGGAAGGACGAAAAGGAGAACUCGAAAAACCACCAGAAACCACUUUUGGGGAGCUCAAGUUAUGGAUGAAGGAUUAUUUUGGAAGAAAAUCUUGGGUUGAUUCGAAAACUUUUAUUAUUGGAAGAACAACAGUUGAAGAUCAUCAAACACUUGGAGAAUUGAAAGUAUGUUUUUGAAUUUUCGAAAAAAAUUCGAGAGAGAAAAUUUGAAUAUUUUCAGGUGAAAAACGGGGAUUGUUUGAGAUGCAUGUGA
Molecule: messenger RNA, 823 nt
Organism: Caenorhabditis angaria
Lineage: Eukaryota; Metazoa; Nematoda; Chromadorea; Rhabditida; Rhabditidae
Source: the annotation of a GenBank genome assembly